AGUCAGCAUGUGGAACAUCAGUCCAGAGGAGAGACUGAAACAUGAUAAACAGUUUAACUCUCUGACACCUGUCCUGGGAUACAUAUCGGGUGAACAGGCGAGUCAGUUCUUCCUCCAGUCUGGUCUUCCUCCUUCAGUCCUGGCUGAGAUCUGGUCCCUAGCUGAUAUGGGUAGUGAUGGGAGGAUGGACCAACUAGAGUUCUCGAUUGCCAUGAAGCUGAUUAAACUGAGGCUGCAGGGCCGGGGCCUUCCCCCCUCUCUACCAAUCAGCAUGAAGCAGCCACCCACUGCCACGCCCACCUCCAUUAUGAAGUCUUCAGCAUGCUUUGGUAUGGGCUCGAUGCCAAAUGUGUUCGUCGGCAUGCCCGUCCUGACCCCGAUGCCCGUUAUCCCCACCCUGACUUCUGUGCCCUCCCUGGUUCCCAUGACGAUGCCCCUGGCCAAUGGCAACUCCAGCCUCCUCAACCCAUCUCCAUUUAGCACCACUCCAGCACUCCCUCUGUCCUGCUUCUCCUCUCCAAUGGCAUUCUCUCCAUCCGCUGGGAUCUCCAAGGCUAACUCCCUAUUGGAUCUGUCCUCUAGCAGUUCUAACUCCUCCUCCACCACCUCCCUGGCCAGUAACUCUCCCAAGACGUGCUCCUGUGAUUGGUCCGUUCCCCAGUCCACCAGGCUGAAGUACAGACAACAGUUUAACAGUCUGGACAAGCUGAUGAGUGGAUACCUCUCUGGCCCUCAGGUGAGGAACGCCCUGACUGCCUCCAACCUGACCCAGACACAGCUAGCUACCAUCUGGACCCUGGCUGACGUGGAUAAGGACGGUCAGCUGAGAGCUGAGGAGUUUAUUCUGGCCAUGCACCUGGUAGACAUGGUUACGACAGGAUGUCCGCUACCCCUCACCCUGCCCUCUGACCUGGUACCCCCCUGUCUUAGAGAUAGCAGGCCAGUAGAGAUGUUGAAUGGAACUGGGCCCUACCUCUCCACUGGCCUGAUAGAUGGGACAGCAGAGCUUGAACCUGCACACAAGAACAAGAACAACGUAUCGUAUGAGGACCGUCUGAAGGAAAACUUUGCGCGAGGCAGCGCUGAGCUGGAGAAGCGACGUCUGGCUCUAGAAGAUGAACAGAGGAGGGAGGUGGAGAUGAGAGAGAGGAGGGCCAGUGAGGUGCAGGGGAUGAGAGAGGUGUGGGAGCAGGAGAACAAGAGACAACAAGAAGAGGAGAGACAGAGAGAGAGAAAGGAGGUGGGACCCGUGUUCAUUUUGUCAACAAAAAUAGACUCAAAUAUUUAA
Molecule: messenger RNA, 1288 nt
Organism: Oncorhynchus masou masou (cherry salmon)
Lineage: Eukaryota; Metazoa; Chordata; Actinopteri; Salmoniformes; Salmonidae
Product: intersectin-2-like
Exons: 10
Coding region: 8-1288 (426 amino acids)
Biological process (GO): clathrin-dependent synaptic vesicle endocytosis; endosomal transport
Cellular component (GO): intracellular vesicle; cytoplasm; presynaptic membrane
Molecular function (GO): calcium ion binding; molecular adaptor activity; protein binding
Source: RefSeq, a predicted model, not a curated record